UGCUGAGGGAGAGAGAGAGGGAAAAAAGGUUUUAAAUUCUCCAUGAAGUGUACAGUGUUCUGCCAUUCAUCCCCAAAGCUGCCGGAGCAUUCCUCCCAGGAAAGAGGGCAUUGGUGGUGAGAAGUCAGAGGUGAGAAGACACUUGGGAGGACAGAUCAAUCCAUUUUGACUUUCCUAUGGGGGGACAGUUGUGGAGCCCGGCCAGGCUUUGAGACGCCCUGAAGAUGAGUGCCAGCGGCAGCAUGGCGGACCAGCCCCUCUGGCAGGGGGCACUGUGCAUUAGCUGGAAGCAGGAUCCCGAGGGAGCUGUCUACCAUCUGGCCCACUGUUUCUUGCUCCUGGGCUUCAUGGGGGGCAGUGGGGUGUAUGGAUGCUUCUACCUCUUUGGCUUCCUGGCACCGGGCUACCUGUGCUGUGUGCUGUGGGGCUGGUUCAAUGCCUGCGGCCUGGACGUCGUCCUCUGGAGCUUCCUGCUGGCAACGGCCUGCCUGCUCCAGCUGGCUCACCUGGUGUACCGCCUGCACGGGGAUACCCUCCCUGAUCAGUUCCAGCUCCUCUACAGGACACUGUGCCUACCCCUGCAGGUGCCCCUCCAGGUGUACAAGGAGAUCAUUCACUGCUGUGAGGAGCAGGUCUGGACUCUGGCCACAGAGCAGACCUAUGCUGUGGAGGGUGAGACGCCCAUCAACCGCCUGUCCCUGCUGCUCUCUGGCCGGGUUCGUGUGAGCCAGGAUGGGCAGUUCCUGCACUACAUCUUUCCUUACCAAUUCAUGGACUCUCCGGAGUGGGAAUCACUGCAGCCCUCUGAGGAGGGGGUGUUCCAGGUUACUCUGACUGCCGAGACCGCAUGUAGCUACAUUUCCUGGCCCCGGAAACGUCUCCACCUUCUUCUGGCCAAAGAACGCUACAUCGCCUGCAUCUUCUCGGCCCUGCUGGGCUAUGACAUCUCAGAGAAGCUCUACGCGCUCAAUGAAAAGCUCUUUGCAAAGUUUGGCCUGCGUUUUGACAUCCGUCUCCCCAGCCUCUAUCACGUCCUGGGGCCAGCUGCCCCAAAUACAGGACCAGUGUCUGAGAAGGACGAAGAGGAAAUCCAUGAGCCAACCAUGUUCCCGCCUCAGACCAGGUCCACAUCUGACCAGCAAAUGCCCCCUUCCCGACCAGCUGCCACCGACCCUCCUGCACCUCCAUCCUGGGCCAGGAUGUCCAGACCCGACAGCGGCAUCCUGGGUGAGGACUCCACCAGUCUGGUGCUGGAGGAUUUUGAGGAGGUGUCAGGAUCAGAAUCGUUCAUGGAUUAUAGGAGUGAUGGGGAGUACAUGAGGUGAGGGCAGAAAUGCUGUGGGCACGGCCACCAGGCUCAGGACCCUGUCUUCUAGAAGUCCUCUCCAGAGCUACUCUCAAGCUAUGUCCAGGGGACAGGCACCCCUGGCUCCAAUCCACACUCCUGAACUUUAAGGAUGAAUGGGCUGUCCUUUCUCGGGUACAUUACCUUCACAGGAAGGCCACUGGUACGCACACUGCCCUUCUCAGCCACAGGCAAGGGGCUCCCAGGCUCCCAGGCAAGGUGGGCGCAGACCCACGGGAUGCCGGCACUGUGCCUACACCCAGAGCCCUGAGUGACUUAGAAAUUCACCUUCGCCAGCCUUCCAUACAGUAGAAGACAUCUAAAUGUGCACAAGCACAGAUUCCAUCCUUUACUAACUGCAGAAUGUUGGGCAAGUUACAUAGUCUCUCUAAGUUUCAUCUGUAAAAUGGGGAUUAUAAAACCCUCCUCACAGGGUUGAGAGGAUUUAAUGAGCUGACUUAGAUAAAGCACCUAAUAAGCACUCGAUAAAUCACUCAGUUCCGCUCCCAAUGUCAUUUCUUUGAACUUUCUGAAAGAUCAAUGAAGUCAGCUAUCCAAGAAGUUUUCACUGAUUAUUUUUUCAAUUAAGAUUCAUUUUAUGGAAAUAGAAAUUUUAAAGCUUAGUUGUCCUAUAAUCUUUUAAGUUCAACUCAGAAAUCUCUUGUUCUUUUUAUGACUCUGGUAUUAAACAAUAGUUUUUAGAGGGACUUUUACAAAUCUAAUUAAUCAAAUGUCCUUAAACAUUUUAAAGUGGUUUUAUAAAGUUAACACAUUUUGUUUUAUUUUCUCCCUAAAUACUUCAACAUAUAGUCUGAUUAUCUGUUACUGUGUAGCUUUCAUCCCUAAAGCAGUGACUUAAAUUUGUCAUGAUAAUUUAUUUUGCUCAUGAAUGUGAGGCUUAACUGAGUUAAAUUGGGCUGUUCUCCCUGAAGCUUUCUCAUGCUGUCGCAUUCAGAGGGUGGCUAGGGCUUGAGGCAUCUCAUCUUCACUUAAGAGUUUGGGCCUGGGCCGGGAAGACUUAAACAGCCGAGGGCUGGAAAAGCUGGGGAUCCUUGGGCAUCUUGUGCUCUCUCAAUAGUUUGUACAUUUUUGUUGCUGUUUAGUACUCUGUUGUAUGAAUAUACCACAGUUUAUCCAUUCUACUAUGGAUGGGCAUUUGGAAUAUUAGCUUGGUGCCAUUAGAAAUAGUGCUGCCAUGAACAUUCUUGAAUAUAUCUCUUGGUACAUGUAUGCACACAUCUCUUGGGUAUAUAACUAGGACUGGAGUUACUCAGACAUUGGGUAUGUAUGCAUAUGGUAUGGUAUAAGUUAUACCAUAUAUAACUAUGGUAAAUACUGCCAUAUAGUUUUGCCAAGUGGUUGUACCAAUUAAUAUUCCCACUAGCAGUGUAUGAACGUACUAGUUACUUCUCAUCCUCCUUGAUAGUUGGCAUUGCCAUUUUUUUUUAAAUGUUAACUAUUUGGGACUUUGUAGCAACAUAUCAUUGUGGCUUUAGUUUCCUUGAUGAGUAAUAAGGUUGAAUAUCCUUUUUCAUGUUUUCAUUAGCCACUUAGAUAUCCUCUAUUGUGAAGUGUCUAUUCUAGUUCUUGUCCAUUUCUCUGUACACUUUUGCUCAUUGACUUAAAGAAAUUCUUUAAAGAUUCAAGGUGGAAAUCCUCUGUUUAUGUAUAUUCAAAUGUUUUCCAUCACUUUGUGAUUCUUCUUGUUUUCUCUAAAUGGUGUCUUUCGAUGAACAUAAUUCUUAAUUCCAAUGUAGAAAUGUAUCAGUCUUUUCCUAUCAUUAGAGCUUCUGUGUCCUGUUUAAGAAAUCUUUCCUUCCCUGAAUAUAUUCUUCUGUGUUACCUUCUAGCCAUUCUGUUGUUUUACAUUUCAUAGUUAGAUCUAGUCAACCUGUAUUUGAUUAUUAUGUAUAGUGUGAAGUAAGGAUCAGAUUUGUUCUUUCCAAUAGAUAUCCAGUAGACUGAACACUACUUAUUGAACUGAUUAUCUUAACCCCACUAAUGUUCAGUGUCCCCUUUUUAUAAAUCAAGUGUCCAUACAUUUGUAGGUCUAUUUCUGGAUCUUCUAUUCUGUUCCAUUAGUCUACUUUUCUAUCCACUGACAAUACCAUCUGGUUGUAAUUUUUGUAGCUUUAUAAUAAUUUUUGAUAUAUGGUGUUUUUCAAAUUUUGUUCUUCAAGUCUGUUAUUCUUGGCUCUUCCCUUUGUAUUUCCAUAUACAUUUUAGAAUCAGCUUGUUAAUUUCCACAAAAUUGUAAACUCUGCUAGGAUUUUUAUUAAAGUUACAUUCACAUCAUGAAUCAGGUUGGUAAAGAACUGAUAUCUUUAUAAUAUUGAUUUUUCAGUCCAUGGACCUAGUAUAGCACUUCAUUUAUGUUGGCCUUAUUUUCUUUAAAUAGUGUUCUGUAGUUUUAUACAUAAAUAUCCUUGCACAGCUUUUGUUAGAUUUACCUCUAGGUAUUAGAUGAAUUUGAUAACUGUAAAUGCUAUCAGUUAAUGUUUUUUUACUUUCUAAAUUUUUUAUUGCUGGUGUAUAGAAAUAUAAUUCAUUUCUGUACCUUCAAAUUCCUUCUAGUGAGCUUGGUAAAUUCACUCAUCAGUUCUAAUCAUUAAUCCGUAGAGUCUUCAGGAUUUUCCAUGGAUUCAGUUAUAUUGUCUGUAAAUAAUGAUUCAUUUUUUCCUGCUUCCUCCUCCUUUUCUUUCUCCUCCUUCUUUUGGUGCCAUUUUACACUGGGUAGGACCUCCAGUAUGGGGAUGAAUGGAAGUGAUGAUGAAGAUGUCUUUCUCUCAUACCUGACCUUAAGGAAAAUAUUUUCAAUAUUUCACCAUCAAGUAUGAUGUGUGCUAUUAGAUUUUAAUAAUCCCAUAUCAAAUUAAAGAAGCUCUAUUCCUAAUUUGCUAAGAGGGUUUUCUAAAGUCUUGAGUAUUGAAUUUUGUCAAAUGAUUUUCCUUCAUCUAUUGAAAUUAUUUUUUCCUUUGUUCUGUUAAUGAAUCACAUUAAUAGCUAUGUGAAUGUUAAACUUAAAUCACUGGAACAAAUCCAGUUUUAUUAUGAUGCAUUUUCCUUUUUCUGUAUUUCCAGACUUGGUUUUCACAUAUUUUGUUUGGGGUCACUUUUGCAUCUUUGGAUCUUGUAAUAUUAUUGUCAGGUUUUAACAUCAAGUUUAUGCUGACUUUGUAAGAGGAGUUGGGAAGCAUUCUUUCUCUCUUUUUUCUUAGUCUUUGAAAGAAAUCUUAAAACCAAAGCAGUUUUACUUAACUCGAUUCCCCCCUUACCCAGCUUACCUUUUGCUAUCUCCAUCUUCUUCACUUAGUUGCCCAUGCCCCAAACCUUGGAGUCUUUUUAUCAGUCUUCUUUGUUCUAUCUUCAAAAUAAAUCCUGAAUUUCAGUGCACCUCCUCCAUUGCCUCAUCUAAUUUCAAGCCACCACUAUUUCAUGCCUAGAUUAACUUCAGUAGACUUAUAACUGGUCUCCUGAUUUCUCCUGUCCUCUUCCCUAUAAUCUGUUCUACACAUAGCCAAGUGGUCAUUUAAAAGAUUGUGUAACCUCAUCACUCUGUUGCUAAAAAUUUCAAAUGACUCUCUAUUACACUUAGAAUAAAACCCGAACUGAUUACCAUGUGAUGUUAGUCAGGAUCAGCUUAUUGUGACUUGAUAGAACAAGGUUUAUUUUGCUCUUACUUAAAGUCUACUGAGAGUCUACAUGACUCAUCACGACAACUGUCUGCAUGUCACGACCCAGUGAUUUGACCUUCUUUGGCUCCACCACCUCAAGAAAGAAACAGCUUGAUGUUCCUAUGCCAGCUCUGCUGCUUUGGCCCAGAAAUGACACAAAUCACUCAUGCCCACUGUCCAUUGGUGGGUUCUAGACAUGUAGACCCACUUAAUAAUCAAUUCUGUGCUUUGUUGAUUAAAGGGACUGGGAAAUAUGGGAGAGCAAAAGGAAUUUUUGAUGAAUGGUACUCUUCCAUCCACUUAUGACCCACAAGGCCCUACCUGCCUGUCUCCCCAACUAUAGGUCACUCUGCUGUUAUUCUCUGUCAUCAUGUUUUCGCCGCACUUGUCUUUUUUGUAUUUGUCAGGCAUGCCUAGAUUCUUUCUACAUUAGUCUUUAGAGUUGUUUUUCAGUUUUACAGUUGUUUUUCUUUCUCUGGAAUGCUUUUCAAUGAACUUCUGGCUGACCUUUUCUGGUCAUUCAGUUCUCAGCUCAAAUGCUACCAUCCCAGCUAAGAUACCCACCUCACCUCACCAUCAGCCUAUGUCCCUUUGUCCUGCUUGGACUUUCUUCAGAGUCCUAUUUUCUCUUUCCUCUCCUUUUAGGAUGCCAAUUAUGUUCUUGGUAUAACUUCUCAUUGUGUCUCAUAUAGAUCUUUAUGUUCUUUUCUCACUUUUUUCUGAAAUUACACUGUGUAUUUUGUUUUCUUUCUUGUUUGAUUUCUGUCUCUUCCCUGUAUAUUUCAUCACAGAAGGCCCAUGUCAGUCUUGAGAAGUUCAAUAGCUCUUUUGUCAACCUUUGAGAACUGUUGUGGAGAAAUAAUGAAGCAACAAUCAACAGAAAAGGCUCACCAUUCAUCAUAAAUUGAGACUCAGUAUUACCUGGGUUGCGGUGCCAUUCCUCAAGCAGGGCUGUUGUUUGACACACGUGGCAACUGGGAGAGGUUCCACAGGAAGGUGACCUCUUUUAAUGUGUGUUGGUCUGUUUUUAAAAUAAUCAGACCUUACACAGCAGACAUUGUGCUUUUAUUACCUAAUGACAUACAUAAAGGCAAAGAUAUUAGGAUGCCAAUGCAGUUGUUAAAUAAACAGAUGAAUUUAAAAAAUUAGCCACAAUCAUUAUGCAUUUGAAAUGUAGCAUUACAUAUAGGCACAAAGCAUUUUUUUUAUUUAGUCUACAGGAGUUUCUUGACAUGAUAUGGAUUUAUGAGCCUCUUAUAAUAGCCCCACACUAAAGGUCCCAUACAAAUGAAAAGAAAACCUUUGGGUAAUAAUGUUUUCAGCAAUAGUGCCUGACAUAGAAUAACUUUAAUGUAACAGAUUUGCUCUAAGGAGAAAACAAAUAUUCUUUUAUCUCAUGAAUACUCACUAAAUAUCCACUGCUGUCAAAAACUAUGCCAGGCACCACAUGCUUCACUAGGUGAUUCAUUCAUUGUAUCUGUCCUGAGGAAGCUCAAGGUCUAGAAAAGGAGAGACACAAGUUAAAGGCACCCUUUCCCCGCACAGGGCCUUAUUAAGUCAAGCUCCCUGGGCCUGACUCCUCCAAGAAGUAAUUCCGAGACUCCUCAGUUCCUCGUGUAAAUAGCCUUCUUGUGGCCCAUAAAUAGUUUAAGGUAAAGCUGGAUCCCUGACGCAAAUACAAAUAAGCACAGUGUCAGUCCAUUGUGGAAAGAAUUGGUUGAAACUACUAUCCGACUUACACAAGUUCAGAAGAAGAUAUCACUGCCUAUUUCUGGACUAGGAAGGGUUCCUGGAGAAGCUGACUUUGCACUGUACCCGAGAAGGCAGAAAGAAGGAGGCAAGCAGAAGCAAGCCAGGUGAAAGCGACAUGUGAGUCAAAGUCCCAGGGCUGGAAGGUAUGAGGGAGGCAUGCCUGGAGAAAAAGGAGUGCGAUGGCCCUUAGUGACCCCUGUGGAAUCCGAGCUCUAACCAAAAGGCAAUGGGAGGGGAGCAGGGAAAUGAAAGUGGCGCCGAGGGGGACCGCUCUCAGUGCAUACCAUGGAACCCGGCAGAGUGUAGCUCUUUCAUAAACAGUCAUGUUCUGAAGGACCUGCAGAAAGAACAAAGCCAGGAGAACAGCUGAGGCCAUUAAAGUGGUCAAUGGGGUGGCAAGGUACCAAGGGCCAGAACACGGCGGGGACAGGAACAGAGGCAGAAACCUAUGCGACGUCUGGGGGAGGACAGCCUGGGAGGGGAGUCGUGUCCAUCUUACAGGUUCUGCGCCUUCUUCCCUUGAUGUUCUAGACACUCUGGCUUCCUGUAGGCUCCCCCACAAGUCCUGAUGACUGAAGAAGUGUGAGCAAUACUCUCGGCAGUUUCACUUCUAAUUGUCAUUGAACUCACACACUGACUCCCACUCAGAAAUUUCCCUGGAGAUCAUGGGAUUUUAUUUCACUUUUGAUUCACCUCUCUGACAUGGUCCUUCCUGAGAGUCAUCUUCUGCACAGCACAUGACUGCCAGCUGUCCACUGCCACCUGGAGAUGCUCCAUGGCCCAGAGGUGUCCUCUACAUCCUUGGCCCUCCGCCCCGGAUCCUAUUCCUCCCUUGAGGCCAGAACAAACGUCCCUCCAUCCCACACUCUCCCAACCAUCUACAGCACCCCCUCCACAUUAACCUGUGUCUUCAGGACUCUGAGUCCUCUGGGACUCUCUCCCUCGGCUCCCAUCCACCCCCCCCAGGCUCCCGCUCUGGGUGCUCAAGGGCUGGGCAGAUUCUCCCUGCUGAAGUCCCAGUGCCUCACACAGUGUUGCGUGCCUGGCAUUUGGUUGACAAUUGUUAGAUCUUUGUUAACUCUGCCGCUAACCAUUUCAGCAUGGGUCAGAUUAACGCUGGGUUUUAGAGUCCUCUCGCUCUGCUUUCUAGUUUGCUGCUGCUUCUGCCCCCUGUUCAAGCCAGAACAUUUUCCCUUUGACUCUUGUGUGACUGAGCAAGGAGGUCCUUUCCGUCUGGGGUUUUCAGGCCCCGCUGCAGGGCUCAGGCCUGAUGUCCUCUCAUCUCCUGCCCGCGGACAGCCCAGCCUUCUUGCCUGCUCCUCCCUGAAGUGCCUGCGAGGAAAGCACUGGCUGCUCCUCCUUUCUCCAAUUUGGUUUCAUCUCUUUCCCCUGAAUUUGGUGUCUUGUAACCCAGUCCCUCAUUAUUCACCACUUAUCUUCUAUUUCUUUUCUCCUUUCCCCUCUCCAGUAGCUCUUAAAUUAUUUUAACACCUGUCAUUUCUUCAUCACAAACAUAAAUUUUUAAAAAAUCAAAGUAGAUUGCUAUACAACGUUAUGGUGGCUUCAAACAUGCAGCACAGCAGUUCACCGGUCACCCGUAUUAUCCAGUCCUUGCCCCUCCAGUGCACUCGCUAUCAACGUGGUGAGAUGUCACAGAAUCAUUAACUGUAUAUUCCGUGCUCUACUGCUAUUCCCGUGACCAACCUAUAUUGCGAUCACGAAUUAUUGUGCUCCUCCCCCCAACCCUCCCCUUUAGUAAUCACUAGUCCCUUCUUGGUGUUUAUGCGUCUACUGUUAUUUUACAAACAUAAAACUUUUAAACUCACACGUACACUGUGUUACUUUAUCUACCCUCAUAAACCCCACUUCAAUGUAACUAAAUAUGUAUUAUUUGAGAAAAACUUACAUUUCUCGUGUGAGUGGGCAUGUGAUUCCAGCCUGGGAUCCUUGGCCCAGCUGGAGAAGUACCUCUGCCGGGGUCCAAGCAUCAGAGCUGCCACUGGGAUGGUUUCACUCUGGAGCCCUUAAGACCCAGCAAGGAGUCUCGGAAAUCCUCCCAUCUUCCCUAAGUGAUCAGAGUUCCUUGUCCCCAUCCAGGCUUCCAUUAUGUAUGAUACAUACUUCUGGUUGCGGUGAUCCUGCUGAAAUUAUUUGUUCGGAACAGUAAUUCUCAACCCUGGCUACCUGUUAAAAUAAACUGGGAAGUUUAAAAAAAAAAUCAAUGCUGUAGGCAAAACAAGAUAGCCAUGAGAGCUGAUAACUAUUGAAGCUGGGUGAUGGGAUAUGUAAAGAGUCAUUAUUCUGUCUCUCUAAUUUUGUAUGUGUUUGAAAUGUUCCACAAUAAAAAAGUUAAAAAGCAUACACACACACACACACACACACAUAGGACCCAUAGCAAACCAGUUAAAACUGAAUUCCUAGGAGCCCUGGGCUUGGAAUCUGUAGCUGUAAAAGCUGCCCGGGGAUCUGAGGUGAAAUGGGGACAUGGGGACAUGAAGAGGAUUGAAGGGCUUAUAGUAGCUGCUUUGGACUGAGAGCUUUUGAUGAAAUGUCAGAUGCCUGCCCCUAGAGUAUUUAUUCCUGAUGUGAUGAACUGAUCAGACAUUCCCAGAAAUGGUGACUAGAGACAUUUUUCACACUGUCUAUUCUGAAGCAUUUUAAAGUAAAUUAUAGGCCACCAACAUUGGCACAUGAUAGUUCUUUUUAUUAUUAUCCUACUAAU
Molecule: messenger RNA, 9493 nt
Organism: Manis pentadactyla (Chinese pangolin)
Lineage: Eukaryota; Metazoa; Chordata; Mammalia; Pholidota; Manidae
Gene: POPDC2
Product: popeye domain containing 2
Exons: 4
Coding region: 225-1325 (366 amino acids)
Cellular component (GO): sarcolemma
Molecular function (GO): cAMP binding
Source: RefSeq, a predicted model, not a curated record